Manis pentadactyla (Chinese pangolin) is the source of this 1641-nucleotide messenger RNA. RefSeq names its product guanosine monophosphate reductase (gene GMPR). The coding region runs from base 245 to 1333 and encodes 362 amino acids. Gene Ontology annotation, biological process: nucleotide metabolic process. Gene Ontology annotation, cellular component: GMP reductase complex. The transcript is spliced from 10 exons. Gene Ontology annotation, molecular function: GMP reductase activity. Lineage: Eukaryota; Metazoa; Chordata; Mammalia; Pholidota; Manidae. The record is from RefSeq and is a predicted model, not a curated record.
GAGCGAGGCCAGGGGCGGGGCGCGGCCCUCGGAGCGCGGGCGGCCGGGGCGCUGCUGCGGGCGUCUGGGCCCUAGGGGCUCAGCGCGCGCGCCGGCCGCCCUUCAGCUCCGGGACGGGCCCAACGGGCACGCGCUCCCGCCGCGCGCCGCCGCCCCGCCGCGCGCUCCCGCCCUUGCCGCGCACCCGCGCACGGGAAGAAGCUGCCGGCUCCAGUCUCGCCGACCUGCACCAUGCCCCGCAUAGAUGCGGACCUCAAGCUGGACUUCCAGGACGUCCUGCUCCGACCCAAGCGAAGCAGCCUCAGGAGCCGAGCUGAGGCUAUGUUCUAUAUCCUCAGGAUCCUGGAUUUCCCCGCCCAAGGGACUGGAUGCUGAUUCCAAGGUGGAUCUUGAGCGUACCUUCACAUUUCGAAACUCGAAGCAGACCUACUCAGGGAUUCCCAUCAUUGUGGCCAACAUGGACACCGUCGGGACAUUUAAGAUGGCAGCAGUGAUGUCACAGCACUCCAUGUUUACAGCGAUUCAUAAGCAUUACACCCUGGAUGACUGGAAGCUCUUUGCUGCUAAUCACCCUAAAUGCCUGCAGCAUGUAGCUGUGAGUUCGGGCAGUGGGACUAACGAUCUGGAAAAGAUGAGCAGCAUCCUGGAAGCUGUGCCGCAGAUUAAGUUUAUUUGCCUAGACGUGGCCAAUGGGUAUUCAGAACAUUUUGUGGAAUUCGUGAAACUCGUCCGUGAUAGAUUUCCAGAACACACCAUUAUGGCAGGGAACGUGGUGACAGGGGAGAUGGUAGAAGAGCUUAUUAUUUCCGGAGCAGAUAUAAUCAAAGUGGGAGUUGGACCAGGCUCCGUGUGCACCACCCGCACCAAGACGGGGGUGGGCUACCCCCAGCUGAGCGCUGUGAUCGAGUGCGGGGACUCCGCCCAUGGCCUGAAGGGGCACAUCAUCUCGGAUGGAGGCUGCACUUGUCCAGGAGAUGUCGCCAAAGCCUUUGGAGCUGGAGCUGACUUUGUUAUGCUGGGAGGGAUGUUUGCGGGCCACACGGAGUGUGCUGGGGAAGUGAUCGAGAGGAACGGGCAGAAGCUCAAACUCUUCUAUGGGAUGAGCUCAGAGACGGCGAUGGAGAAGCACGCAGGGGGAGUCGCCGAGUACAGAGCCUCUGAGGGCAAGACUGUGGAAGUGCCUUACAAAGGAGACGUGGAAAAUACUAUCCUGGAUAUUCUUGGGGGACUGAGGUCCACCUGCACCUAUGUGGGGGCCGCCAAACUCAAAGAGCUGAGCAAGAGGGCGACGUUCAUCAGGGUGACCCAGCAGCAUAACACAGUGUUCAGCUGACCUUGAGGGUGAGGUGACACGUGGCACCCAGAUGCUCCCCCACACACCCGCUUGCCUGUCUCCCUGUUACGCCAGUGUUUCUGGCUGCUCCUGGAGGGUGGACUGCUCCUCCUUCCCCCUCCUGCCACUCGGAGGCUUUGGGGCCCCCUAGUGCCUUCUGGGGACCUGGAAGCAGGGCACUGACGGGGUCAGUGGUCAGAGCCCAGCUGCCCAUGAUGCAUAACUUCAUUGUUAAAACUAACACUCCCACCUUCUUUUUUAAAAAGAACAUAGUUUCACUUUAAUAUAAUGCUAUUAUCUUAACAUUU